GAAGACCAGUGUUCCUUGUGUGCGUGUGUGUGUGAGAGAGAGAGAGAGAUGGGAGGAGACGUAGAGAAGAUGAUCGCCGUAGGCAUCGUUUGGGGCGCCACAAACGCUUUGAUGCGUCGGGGAGCGCUCAUCUGGGACCAAACCCUAAAAUCUUCUCCACCUUCCAACUCCAACCACCGAUUACUAUCGUCUCUUCAGAAUUGGUUGAACCUUCUCUUGAUUUGGCAGUACUCUAUUCCUUUUCUUCUAAAUUUAUCGGCCUCCGCUACUUUCUUCGCCAUUCUCAGCGACACACCUAUAUCGCUUGCUGUUCCGGUGACCAAUGCCACGACGUUUGCUGCCACUGCCGUGUUUGGGUUGCUCUUGGGGGAAGAGACUCAUGUAGGGUUGGCUUUGUUUGUUGAAGAUGCAUAUUAAAGCUUCGUCAACAAAAGUAAGGAUAUUCAUCUUUUCGUAAACAUUGUAUGUUGAUGAUCAAACUUCUGCACUUACAUAGUAGGCUGUGACAGUUCCGGCGGAAUUCCCAGGUACGAGCUUG
Messenger RNA from Cornus florida, 538 nucleotides. RefSeq lists its product as uncharacterized. Lineage: Eukaryota; Viridiplantae; Streptophyta; Magnoliopsida; Cornales; Cornaceae. The record is from RefSeq and is a predicted model, not a curated record. The coding region runs from base 49 to 417 and encodes 122 amino acids. The transcript is spliced from 2 exons.